Molecule: messenger RNA, 951 nt
Organism: Aphis gossypii (cotton aphid)
Lineage: Eukaryota; Metazoa; Arthropoda; Insecta; Hemiptera; Aphididae
Exons: 1
Coding region: 1-951 (316 amino acids)
Source: RefSeq, a predicted model, not a curated record
AUGUCGACCAACACUAACGUCACGUCCGUGCCUACCACCGCCGUCGCCUCGACGUCCAACACCACGUCGCUCAUCGACACGAUUCCGUCGACCAUCAUGACCACAGACGUGGAUUCUGAGAUCUCUGCCGUCACUCACGUCAGGCUUCCGGGUUUCUGGCAACACUCGCCGUUGCAAUGGUUCACGCACGCAGAUGCUAUGUUCGCUAAUAAGCGAAUCCGUUCGGACCUUACGCGCGUGAACCACGUGCUCGAGGCUUUGGACGAGGACGGCGUGCGGACCGUCUCAGACCUGCUGGGUCCCGACGCGUCGUACGACAGGGUCCGUCAGCGGCUCGUAACGGCCUACAGUUUACCCCCAGCCACCCAGUUACAGCGCAUCAUCCAACCAGGCGGCAUGGGAGAUCGCACCCCAUCGCGACUCCUGCGGGACAUGCGGGAAGUCUAUCCCGACGGGAUGUCCGAGACAUCGCUAGUCGCAUUCUGGAUGAGUAAGCUCCCGCCACCCAUCCGCACCGUCGUUGCCGUGCUCUCGGGCUCCGGAGACUACCUGGCGGAACGCGCCGACCGCGUGUGGGAGGCAUACCAAACGGCAGAACUUUCAGCCGUCGACACCGACGCCGACCGCCGCGAGGCAAGCACAAUUCCUCCCCGACCCGGCCCAGCUAUCGCGCCGGAGGACACGCGUUACACAUCAAUGGAAAACGCCAUCCACGCGUUGACGGCCCAGGUCGCAGCCCUCGCGACGUCGCAUGCCACCGCGCUGGCCUACGCCAAUAACGACCGCGCUCCACAACAACAGCGCGACCGCUCUCGUUCUCGCUCGCAACCGCAACCGCGAUCGACCCCGACCGCUAGAGGCUGGUGCUACUACCACGACCGAUACGGCGCCGACGCGCGGAAAUGUCGCGAUCCAUGCACUUUCGCGUCCGCGACGCGGAAAAAUCCGUGA